ACCGGCACCGCUUAACGGGGCACCGGCACCUCCGAGAACUGCUGCGACCAGCACUGCCCCGGGAGCGGCUGCUCCACCGUGGACAGGGCUGCCACAGCGCCUGAUGGCCGUGGAGAAUCUCACCCUGUGGCGCAGCAACAGCAGCGGAGCCCUGUGCCCCGUGGACACCACCUUCGCCCAACGCUUCUUGCCCACCAUCUACCUGGUGGUGAUCCCCCUGGGGCUGGUGGGGAACGGGCUGGGCCUCUGGCACCUCUGCGCCGGGCACCGGCAGGGCGCCCGCCGUCCCCUCGGCCUGCUGGUGGGCAACCUGAGCGUGGCCGACCUGCUGUACGUCAGCACGCUGCCCUUCCUCAUCAGCUACUACCUGCGGGGCAGAGUGUGGCUCUUCGGGCAGGGCUGGUGCCAGAUCACCCGGGGCCUCUUCCACCUCAACCUCUAUGCGAGCAUCGGCUUCCUCACCUGCAUCAGCAUCCACCGCUACCUGGGCAUCGUGCACCCGAUGAAGACGCGGGGCAGGUGCCAGGGGGCAACAUCUUCGGUGUGGCUCAGCGCGAUUGUCUGGCUGUGGGUCAUCACGCAGGUAGCUCCCAAUUUUGCCUUCAGCAAGAUGGAUGACACAGGAAUGCGGUGUCACGACACAACAGGGUACAAGAACCUGGGCAUUUACUUGCCGUACACCAUGGCCAUUACCAUGACUGGAUUCGUUGUCCCAUUCCUCAUCAUCAUUGGAUGCUACUGUCAUGUGGUGGUGGUGCUCUGCAGGAACAACACCAUGGACCUCAGCAUGAGAAGAAGAAGCAUCAGACUGGUGAUUCUUGUGAUGGUCGUCUUCUCCAUCUGCUUUCUCCCCUACCACAUCUUCAGAAACCUCAACUUGUUGUCUCGAGGCUGGCAGCUGCAAGGGUCCUGCACGCAGGCUUUAAAGAACAUCUAUGUUUCCUACCAGGUGACCCGGGGCCUGGCCAGCUUCAACAGUGUUCUCAACCCCCUGCUCUAUGUGAUGACCAGCAAAGACUGCAUGGAACGUAUGAGGACCAUCCACCAAAGAGCCAGCCAGUCCCUGGGAUCCACCUUCAAGACAAAAACCUCUCACCAGACAGAUGAUAAGAUGGUCAGCAUCAUUCUUUGUGAGGAGGAGGCUUCUGAUGAGCUCUGAGGUACCCAACACCCCCUCCAAAGGAUGCACCACUUCGCUUUGUGCUUGGCCCCUUCUCGGGAGCAGCCCCCCACCUCUGUGCCUGUUUUGCAGAGAGAUGGUGACAGCAGCAUCACUGGCUCCAAACUCACACAAGGGACAGACAGGACUGCCGGCAUCAGAGAUCAAACUGGGACCAGGUUUUAGAGCAAAGCUACUCAACCCAACCAUUUUGCCUGUAGUAUGCCUGGAGAUGGAAAGAGAGAAAUGUUGCGUUUACUCCAGUUCUGAAGUAUUUCUCAGUCCAGCCUCCAGUGGAGCUCAGAGGUGGUCAGCAUCUGCCCGGCCAUCAUCGAGCUCCUCAGUGAGUGAGGGAUGGGGGUGAACGAUGCCUUGCCCCCCCACUGUCUCCUCUCACCCCCAAUGGACAUGGGCUUGAGACAGGAUUCCCUCCUUCACCCAAGGAGAGGGUACCAAUAAAUAACUCCCUGCAUUGCAUGACAGCUGAGAGGGUGAAUUUUUGCAGGGGGAAGUGCUUUGGAAAUGGAAAGAUUCAUAAAAAUAUCACGUUUUAAAUAUAUGACUAAGCUGUGCCAGUUCCUGGUUAGUUGUUCCUGGGUGACUGAGCUGCUUCAGGAUCUGCGUUAUCCUCUACUGCCCACCUCCUUCACAGAAGAAAAAAGUAUUUUAGCAUUACUCACUUCUUUUGAAGGAGCAUAUAGCAGACAACAAAUUGGCAUUUUAAAGUUUCUGGAGGCUGUUGGUUGGGUUUGGUUUUUUUGCAACCACUGCUUUCAGCAGACAAAUCCCAGGAGAGGUUUGAAAUCUUCAGGUGGGUGGCUGCAUCUUGCAUCCAGCUCUUGCAUCCAGCCUUGCAAAGGGAUUAGAUGUGCCUAGUAAAAACUAGGCAUGAAAAAAAAAGAGAGAGAGGCAAUGCUAGUUUGAAGGCUUGUGAAGGCAAGAUUCAAUGGCGAGGGCAGUCUGUGUGUUGUUGCCGGGGGAGGCCGUGGGGAUCUCUGCUUUGGGGGGAGCAGAAGCUCCCAAGUGGCGUUUUGCUUUUUGCUUUUGGUGUUCCCCACCAUGAACAGCUUGAACGCUUUGGUCCUUGUGAAGGGAGCAAUGUGAUUUGCAACAGCGGAUCUUGCAGCUCAGCUGAAGGAAGUGGCCUGUGAGUUAAAAUCAACCCACGCUAGCAAAGUGCUUACCCACAGACGCAGCGCUCUUUGGACCGAAGCCCAAUAUUUGCCAUGGUCAGCUCUGCUCCUUGCUCGGACCCACCUUUGCUGCUGCUGCAUGGAGGGAGCUGUGGUUGGCUUUCAGAUGGAGUUAGUAUGUCUAAAG
Messenger RNA from Grus americana (Whooping crane), 2479 nucleotides. RefSeq names its product P2Y purinoceptor 1-like. The transcript has a single exon. The record is from RefSeq and is a predicted model, not a curated record. The coding region runs from base 104 to 1159 and encodes 351 amino acids. Lineage: Eukaryota; Metazoa; Chordata; Aves; Gruiformes; Gruidae. Gene Ontology annotation, biological process: G protein-coupled receptor signaling pathway. Gene Ontology annotation, cellular component: membrane. Gene Ontology annotation, molecular function: neuropeptide receptor activity.